AUCAUUGCAGAGAAGUGAUUCACCAAACAACGGCGCGAUUUUUGAGAACUCGAACCGCGAAUGGAUUCGCUGGAAGGUGGUAGCUGCUGGGAUUUCCUCGAUUACAGCUUGAUCGACGAUACACCGCCGGCGCCCACCGAUUUUCUUUGGUCCAAUCAGAGCGUGAGCUCGGGAAUUGACUUUUCAGGCGGGGCUAUUGUUCCUCAAGAGAGCACCCGGAAGAGAAUACGCCCCAAUUUGUCAAGCAAUCCAGGAACAAAAGCUUGUCGUGAGAAAAUGCGGAGGGAGAAACUGAAUGACAGAUUUUAUGACUUGAGCUCUGUUUUGGAGCCUGGGAGACCUGUGAGGACUGAUAAAUCGGCUAUACUUGAUGACGCCAUCAGAAUCUUGAAUCAGCUUAAAAAUGAAGCUCAGGAACUCAAAGAAACAAAUGAGAAGUUGUUAGAGGAAAUAAAAUUGUUGAAGGCAGAGAAACAUGAACUUCGUGAAGAGAAACUUGUCCUGAAAGCAGAUAAAGAAAGGAUUGAGGCACAGUUAAAAGCACUGCCAGUUUCACCCGCAGGAUUUAUGCCUCCCCAUGCCGCUGCUUAUCAAGCUGGGGUCAACAAAAUGGCUCUUUUCCCAGGCUAUGGUUACUACCCCAUGUGGCAAUAUCUGCCUGUGUCCGCUCGUGACACAUCGCAGGAUCAUGAACUCAGGCCUCCAGCUGCUUAGUGAUUGGUGACUCUUAGUGUGCCCAUUCAACAAUGUGAUGAACGGGGAGGGGUAGUUACAUGUAAAUAGUUUGAGAAGUAGUUUUUUGGCCUAUUCACUUCAGCUAAAUGUUGCGCUGAAGCAGGCUAAAAUAUUGUUUGAAGGAAGUAACAUGAAUUGCUACAGACAUGCAUUCCAAAUUACAAUAUAUUGAUUACAUAUUCUUCAUGGUUCCUAGUAA
Messenger RNA from Neltuma alba, 934 nucleotides. RefSeq names its product transcription factor bHLH104. Gene Ontology annotation, molecular function: protein dimerization activity; DNA-binding transcription factor activity. The transcript is spliced from 5 exons. NCBI's taxonomy places the organism in Eukaryota, Viridiplantae, Streptophyta, Magnoliopsida, Fabales, Fabaceae. Gene Ontology annotation, biological process: regulation of DNA-templated transcription; intracellular iron ion homeostasis. Bases 61 to 714 code for a protein of 217 amino acids. The record is from RefSeq and is a predicted model, not a curated record.